Pelobates cultripes (western spadefoot toad) is the source of this 17813-nucleotide messenger RNA. NCBI's taxonomy places the organism in Eukaryota, Metazoa, Chordata, Amphibia, Anura, Pelobatidae. The record is from the annotation of a GenBank genome assembly.
CCCUGAUUUAACAUUCAGCACCAGGACUAACAACUCGAGUUGUUACGAUCUUGCGAGUUUAUCAGGAUUGUGGUUUGCCCUAAUUAAAUAUGGCGUCCCACGUGUGUCACCCGGAAGAGACUCUUUCCCAGAGCACGCUGUAAGUGUGCGAGUGUAGCUCAGGCAUGGAAAACAGCUCAACUUAUCCAGCUCCCUUUCUCCGACCCCCAGUAUUUACAGGAACACCACCACCACCACCACCUACUAGCCAAUGGCUACAUGGAUCAACACAUUCAUCACCUACAAACCAGUGGCCACCUGGACCAUCACCUUCAGCACCUAAUAACCAUUGGCCGCCUGGUCCACCACCACCUCCUGGACCUUGGUAUGGAGGCUGGAACCAGUGGCCCCCACAAUAUAAUCAGUCCUAUUACCCCACGCAGUAUUCAGGUGAGUUAAUAGCCCGUUGCAAUGAAAGUCUUUCUUGUAUCUUGAAGCAUUAUUAAAACUUACAGAAUAUUCAAUCAUUUUAUAAACGCCCAGUCCUUUUGUAAACAGCGUUUGUUUGCUUUAUAAUAACUAGAUAUGGUUAGAAACAUUAGUGUCAAUUGGCUUUAAAUAUAACUCUAAAUUAGGAGCCUAAAAUAAAAAAUGAUACGGAAAAUACUUUGUCGAUAUAAUAAUUCACUGUGUUCUGAUUGAGGAAAGAGCAGCUCUGCUGGGUUAAUGGGGUACAGUUGCAAAGUGUAGUGGUUAUGGUGCUGCAUAACCACCCAUUUUAUUAAAGGGAUUCUGAGCAUUUUGGCAAAACAGAGUGCGCUCUGUAAAUUUGGGAAAUAUAGAUCUUCUAAACCAGUGUCAAUAUAAUAGCAUUUUUGUUGUAGCGACAUUGAUCAGGUGAGACAUCUCUUACCUAGGUGACUGCUGAAAUGUCUUUAAGGGAGCAUACGUUUUCUGUUAACAUUUUGAUGGACGGAGCUUAUAUUCUGUUGCAUAACUUGUGCACACAGGAAUUGUAAAACAUAUGGUUGUCCUAAAUUGUAUGGUUAAUUUAUUUAACAUAGGUUUGUGGUGUAUUGAAGAAUUAAUUGCAAAAUCCAGGAUAAAAUAGGCAAGCUCAGAUGCUAUAAUUGUCAUUUAUUUUGGUCUAAUGUUUGCCACAAUUCUCUGUCUAGUGAAUAAACGCUAGUGUGACUUAACCAAAUUUUGGACUUUGAAACGGUAAUGACCUCUGUAAUCAAUUUUAAGGUCUGCAUUUUAUCUUAUAUUGAUACUAAAUUAUAGGAAUAUUCCACGGUUAGUAAACAUUACAGCGUGUUGAAAUGGUUAUGGUGUCAUGACUGCCAUGUAACUCUUAUGGUAAAGAGUCACUGUUUUAGAAUGGCUUGCACCACGUCUAGGAAAUCUAACCGAAGCUCCUAAGCAGGAACAUUCGGCUCUCAGUGAGCUUAGAGGAUGUGGAGAGCGGUCCCCAGGUAAGGCCAUACUAAUCUGUUGUCAUGGUAACACCUUUCUUUUCAUGACACCAUUAGCACCAUGAUCAUUACAGCACUCUUUACGGGUUAUUGUGCUUGAAGUAUCUGUGUUUUGUCUAGUAAAUGCCAUUUUUAAAAUCUAUUUUUUUAAAGGAAAGUCUCAAACUAAUAAGGAACAUUGAACCUGUGUGUGCAAUCCAUAUGCAAGACUUUAAGCUCAUGAGAACGGUUGGUAUACUCAGAACAGUGUUAUGAUUUAAUGGACUGGACUUCAGAUGCUCAUGAUCACGAUUCAUUUUCAAGUAAUCAAACUGGUUUGAAAAUUCCUUAACCAAAACCAUGAGAUUGCACUAUCAUCUCUAGUGAAUGAUUAUGGUGUUCGGCUUGUCACUAGUAAGGUGUUCGAUUUCAACUCAGAUUGUGCUUUAUGAUAAAUGUGUAAAAUGCACAUGUGUGGGUUUUUGGGUUUGAGAAACAAAGAUCUUAAUCUUUUUGCGGCUUUAUGCCGUUUUCACAUAACGGGUCAUAACAUUUUUAUAUCUUCUAAUAUGCAAAUACAGUUACGAAGCACAAUGGCUCCAAGAGGUACUACACUAAUAGUUUCUGAUUAAGUUUAUUGCCUUUUAUAAAAGCUUGAUCUGAGCACCACACGUUUUCUCAUUUAAUUUUCACAGCAUAUUGUUGUUGCAUGUUAAAUACUUGCUGUGCUACUUAUGACAUAACCAUAGCAUCCAGGAAGCUUGUGACUUGAAAUAUCAUCCAAAUUACCUGAAUGCAUUUAAUGAGAAAUGUCAUCGAAUUUCAGAACAUUCUAAACCAGCGUUCCUAUUCUACUGUUGGAAAAGAAAUGUGUUUCCAUGACAACAGAUUAGUGGAAUUUAAGCAAUUUGUAUAUGUGCUAAAAGAUGGCUUUAGAGAACUAGUUUAAUAAAUGACAUAAUUUCUUUGUACUUGUUAUAUUUUUAGGUGGACCUGGAUAUUAUGGCCAUGAAAGUCACAAGCAAGAUGGAAAUGGGACCACUAUUUCAGAUGGUCAGUUUGAGAUGAGAGGACACAAGGUAAGCUACAAAGCGCCUGCGGCUCCGUAUUGAACACCUCCUGCAUGAAGGGACACUUCGGACUGGAAUUUACCCCUUUCACUAAUCCAAAACCGAGAAAGUGUUCCAAUGCAAAAAUACUUGCCUAUACAUUUCCUUCGUUUCCUGCAAAUCCAAUGCUUGUAGUGACAUUUGCAAAGAAUGGCACGUGACUGGUUUUACAGCCAGUCAUAGUCCUCACAUUGGCUUCAGAGGGCCACUCCACACACAUAAAACACUUCUGCUUGUGUCUCAAGUUUGUUACAUUUGUGUCAGUUUAUAAAAGUGCUGAUUUUCAUAGAAAUCAGCACUUUUAUAACUGCAGGCAGAAGCACUGCCAUAUUGUGCUUGCUCCAUGGAGGGUGCAGCUGUCUUCCCCCUCCCCUUCUCAAUGACCUGUAUUACAGCUUAUUGGGAAGCAUUUGAACACCAUGAUUGUUCAUGGCUCCAGCACAGAGGUUUCUGAAUGAGAAGCCCCUUGCAAAGGCUGCAGUUCUUAUAUAUUUUCUCCUUCAUGGAUUAAUUGAAUAAGAAGCAUUUACAACUGUUCUUGCAAAUGGGAAAGAUGCACUUUACAGAAAAAGCAGGGAUUCUGGGAAGUAUAGUAGUAAAUGCACAUUAUAUACCAUAUUUCUGUUAUUGGUUAAACUCCUUGGUGUACCAUAUUCAGUCACAAUUUUGAACUCAAAUGGAACUAUAUUUUUACUUUUUACAGGGUUAUUCAUUAGGGUUAGACUUCAAAGUGAAUUUCAAAUUCAUACUUUAGUUAAUAGUUGUUAGCUCAUUUUGAAUUUGUGUUUUCAACAAGUCAGAGCCAAAAAUAACAAACUGACCUAAAAUGUUUUGAAAGUAGGCAUCUUAUACAGACAUAACUUUUUAACCAUUUAAUUUCACUUGUCUACAUUGUUUCACACAGUUAUUUCCCAUUUGAUUAGGAAGUGGCGGUAGGGGGAAUUAAAACCGUUCCUCUGAGCUAUUGGGAUUGCUGAAAUUGCAGUUUUAUUUUAUAAAAAAAAAAAAAUGUGCUCAAUUUAAAGUUGUAAUUUAUAUUUGACCUUUCUUUUAUUAGAGAAAACAAAAAAAGGAACCUGUUUACACACACUAUUGUGACACUUGUGACCGUGGCUUUAAGAACGUGGAGAAAUAUAAUGAACACAUUUCACAGCAUGUUAAGGUAAGGCAGAGCAUGAUGUGCUGUGUGCUAGUUUAGUGUCUAACAAAUCUUGACAUUUAACAUUUAUUCAAUAUUAAGUUGUUUUUUUCCACAUUUUUCUAUUUAUAAUUUACGCGUAAUCUGAUUAGAUAUACUGCUACUUUUUUUUUUUUUUUUUUUCUCUUCUUACUGUAAUACUAGCCACACUUGAUUUUUUUUUCAUGUGUCUUAUUUUGUAGUCCUGUGAUCAGGUUAAUUAUAAGUCUGUCAUAACUCUUCUCAUUAAGGGCCUAUUUGAAUGAUCUCUUUUUAGAAAAUAAUUUUUGCUCUCAAGAAUUAGGGAUUAUUCUAGCCCUAGUGACUGAAUAAUCUAAAUUUUAUUAACGACAGGAGGCGAAUAUUUGCUUAUCUUUCUUUACUGAACCUCCCAGCAGCAAAGAAAUAGUUAACAUUAGUGUAAAAACAAUUCAACCAAUCAGAGUGUAUAACAGUAUUAUAUGAUGUCAUCAAACUCCUCCCAAGUCCUCUUUCUUGCUGUAGCCGACGAUAUCCGAGUAUCAACCAUGUAAACUAUAACUAUGAACCGUGACCAAUCCAAGGUCCUGAUGUAGUCAGCCAUGUAAACUUUCAACGGGAUUGAUGAAUCCAUAUAUCACAAGCGUUGGGAUUCUUCACACUAAAGGGAAGUAGAGAAAAAAACCAUGAGAGUAUAGGUUCUCAUACUAGUUGAAUGCAAGUUUAUGGCAUGCAUACUAGGGACAGCAAUUUCAAUAGAUUUCAUGUAAAAUGAUGUUGAGUAUGUCAAACUCUUGGUGUUGUGGUGUAAACCUAUGACAGAUGAUGUGUGAAUGUGUUUGAAACAGAUCGACUAGAAUUUUUUCUUUUUUUUCUUUAGAAACUUACCUUAGGGCGGGUACAAAUGAUAAUGAAAAACAAAGAAGGGAGGGAAAAUAUUUGCCUCCUGUCGUUAAUAAAAUUUAGAUUAUUCAGUCACUAGGGCUAGAAUAAUCCCUAAUUUUAUGGCAAGACAGGAGGCUUCAUAUUUGCUGUUUUAACGCUCUUAUAUGAUAGAAGAUGCAGCAUGUGGCAUAGGUUUGAUAUAGAAUGUACGAAAGGUGGAUUCACUGGUCCAAUCUGCAGAUGACAAUGUCUGAGAGGGAACUACCCGCACGAAAGGCUGAGGAUGCAGCUGCUCCUCUGACUGAAUGCGUUCCAAAAGAGGAGUCAAUACCUGCUUGGGCUAGUAUCCAUCUGAUCCGCGCGACGGUGGGAGCAGACACCGGUUUGUGUGGUCUGACAUAGGAAACGAGAAGGGGUCCUGUAGGGGAACGCAGAGUGGUUGUGGCAUCUAUAUAGUGCCUUACACAGAGCGCCACGCAAAGCGACUGUCUAUUCGGAAAGUAAGGGUAGAAUACAGAGGAGGAAUUAGUCUUUGUUCACCUGGUGAUGUGAAAUUUAACGCCCUCAGGCGAAAAAAUUACAGCGUGGAAAUCAAAUGCUCGAAUGUCGGAGACCCUACGGAAGGAUACCAGACAUAGGAGUAAGGCCAGUUUGGCAGAGAGUUGACGUAACGUCAAAUUCUCAUUAGAGGGCCAGGAGUCUAAAAGGGAAAAAAUCUGAGUGACGUCCCAGAAAUUGGAAUAUCUUGGAAGAGGGGGUCUGGCUAGCCUGAUCCCUCGUAAAAGUCUACAAACUUAAGGGUGUUUUCCUAUUGAUGCAUUGUCAAUAGGGUUGUGGGCCGCAGAAAUAGCAGAUCUAAAAACAAUAAUUGAUCUAUAGGACUUGCCUUGAUCAAAGAGAGUAGAUAGAAAAUUUAGGAUGAUCGUCAGAGAUGCUGAAAAGGGAUCGGUAUCCCUUACCAAACACCAGCUGACCCAUGUCCGCCAUGCAGCGAGGUAAGCUCUUCUUUUGUCUGGGGCCCAGGAGUCCCAUAGGAGGGCCUGAGCUGUCUCCGAAAGUCCUGAGACAUUCUAGGAGAAGCUAGAGCUGCCCUUGAAGGGCGAGUGGGUGACAGCGCCCUGCUGGAUUUUUGAGGAUGUCGGGGGAUUGAGGUAGUAGAAUUGGACAAUUUACAGACAGUUCAAGCAGGGUUGGAAACCAAGUCUGGGCUCUCCAUAGCUGAGUGACAAUAACUAUCGUCACUACUAGGGCUUUGACCCGGUAAAAGGUGCGCUGGAUCAUGGAGAAAGGCGGUAACGCAUAAGCUCCUGUCUCCGGCCAAGGGUGUAGGGAGGCAUCGACUGCUCAGGACUGGGGAUCUGGGAGCCAGCUGAAAAAGGCCUUCGUCUGGUGAUUCAGCCGAGACGCGAUCAGGUCCAGUGUGAGGGGCCCGCGAAGACAAUGAAUUUGAUAGAACAAGCGGUCGCUUACGUCCCUCCAAUGACGAGAGAACCAAUCUGCGACUAGGUUGUCCAUGCCCGGAAGAUAUUCCGCUCUGAUGGAUAAAUUCCACUCUAGGCAGAAUUGGUAGAGUUCCUUGGUAAGGUCGGACAGUAAUUUGGAUCGGGAACCUCCUAACCAAUUCACAUAACGCACUGCAGAGACGUUGUCCAUGCGCAGUACUAGUGAACAAUUGAAACAAUCUUUUGCGAAACUGCGAAUCGCAAAAGAUCCUGCAAUCAAUUCUAGUCAAUUGAUGUGCAGUGCUUGUUCGGAGAGGGACCAUAGUCCCCCGGUGGACCUUUCGGCGCACAUAGCGCCCCACCCCAAGAGACUGGCAUCGAAGUCUGGUUGUGAUCCGAAAAUGGCUUUGCCAUUCCAGGUUUCCAUGUCGUGAAGCCACCAAUGAAGUUCUAUACAGACUUCGUCUGUUAGGUAGAUCAGUUGGUCGUAGAAGGUGGACCGGUUUAGAUAGUAAGUCUUGAGCCGUUGCAUGGUUCUGUAAUCUAGGGGUCCUGGAUAAAUGGCUCGGAUAGAGGCAGACAGGCCUAUGGUAUGAGCCAGAUCGCAUAGGCGAAUCUGGUGGGUUGAUAGCAAUUUGCAAAUGUCUUUCUUUAUAGCCUUGACCUUUGUAGAAGGUAGUUGUAAAAUCGCCUGUAUGGAGUCUUUUAGGAAUCCGCGAAACUGAACUUUCUGAGAAGGUUCCAGGUCCGAUUUUUGAAAGUUGAUUACAAAACUUAGGUUUUGUAAUAAGGCCGUCGUCAUGUCCGUGUGUUGACGUAAAAGGUCUGGAUCUUGAGCCAUUAUCAGGAUGUCGUCCAAAUAUACAAUGGAACAAAUCCCCUGUGAUCGGAGUAGCGCCAUUACUGGUUUCAUCAGCUUUGUGAAUCACCAUGGUGCGGAAAAAAGACUGAACGGGAGGCAUGUGAACUGCCAAAUUUCCUCUUGCCAGAGGAAUUGAAGAAAAGCCCGAUGGUUGCGGAUCUGGAUAACCAGUCUCCCAUGCAAAGGAGGUCCCUGAGGAGAUGGAUGCCCUCCAUUUUGAAAUGAUGAUAUCUGACAUAGUGAUUAAGGUCUUUCAAAUUGAUUAUUGGACGCACGUCUCCAGAUUUUUUGUGGACCAGAAAAAUAUUGCUUAGAAAGGUAUGUGGGAAGGGUGAUCUUUCUAUCGCCCCUUUUUCCACCAGUUUGUUCAAUUCUGUGUGUAAUGCCAGGUUGUCUGUUGCAGACAUCUGAAAUGGUGUAGGUGGUGUGUCCUGGAAGGGAGUGGAAAGGAAAUCUAUUUUGAACCACUUGACUGUGUGUAGGAUCCAUAGAUCCUGUGAAAGCAGUUCCCACUGUUGGAAAAAAUGGGUUAGUCGACCUGCUAUAGGUACAUUGAAAAAAGGAAGGUUUAUUACCUGGAGCAGUGCGUCCGCGUAAGGAGGCAGAUCCACGUCCCGAAUGGAUCCUCUAUUGGUGAAUAACUGCCUGUGGUAGGGUCGACGGGGUCCCGAGUUCCAGUAGUUUUCUGAGGGACGAGGCCUGUAGCCUGUGAAGGCAGCUCUGCUGUUCAUUCGGCCUCUAUAAUGUCCAGCUCUCCCAGAAAAACGACCUGACUGGGAUCGAAAUACCCUGCAUAGGAAGGAUUGGGCCUUGUUUAAGGUAAUAAAUACCGCUGCACGCUUGGACAGAUCUCUCAUGAAAGAGUCCCCAAAUAACAAGCCAUUGGCUUCUGGUCCCAGUUCUCGGGAGCUUAAGUCUGCUAAUUUAGCAUUGAGUCUAUAUAGUGCCGCCCUACGUCUCUCAGUGGAUAUAGCCACAUUUGCAUUGCCCAGGAAACAUGGGGCUCUUUGGGCCCAUUCUCGGACUGUGUGAGGGUCAAACUCCCCACUAGUUAUAGCUUUGUCAGCUAGUAUGAAAAUUAUAUCCAGGAGCUUGUCCUGGGCUGUCUUAAGACCUUGCUCAAUACCUUUGCGAGGGUCUUUCCCUGUUUUAGUGAGGAGGGUCACAAAUAGCGGGUCAAACUCUGGCGUGAGAGCCACUUUACUUGGUAUAGUUGGCCGAGGGCAUUCGGCUCUGAGUUUAGCCCUUAUUUCUUUUUCAAGGGGCUUACUCAGCCACAUCUUGCAAAAAUUAGAGAUGUGGUCAGGUGGGGCCCAUUCGGCCGAACGUGGAUGUCUAAUGACCCUAGGGUCGAAAAAAGGGACACGGAGGCAUCCAGAAGGGUGUCUGAGUUGGGUCCCUUGGGCAUAGAGAUGUUUGCAUCUGUGUCCUUUUGGUAAUGAAUGUCUCCUUGACAAAUUCUGAUGGGGUAUCCCCUAGCGCAUUCGCCGAGGGGUCCUCAUUAGAAUAGCCAAGGUAGUAAUCCUCAACCCCAUCGCCCAUUUGAGAAGUGGAACCCUCCAAGGGGUCGAAUAUAGUUUGGGCGGGGCGAGUGACAGUUAAUUUUUGGGACUUGGCAGGAGCCUUGCCCUUGCCCGCAGACACACUAUUCCCUUUCCAAGGACGUGUGACCUCCUGAUCCAAGGGCUGAGAGUCCUCUGAGUCAGAGAGUAAAUGUGCGGUGGGAUUGCCUUCGCCAGGAGUCUUUUCAUGGAAGGCUGCUAACGCCUUGGGGAUGGAUUCAGAAAUGGUUGAAACCAGCCAAGCUUUAAGUUCUUGAGAGAUUGCGGGCUCAGUAUUGUCAGACAUUUUAAUUAGCACUGUAUUAGUGAUUCUGACAAAUAGUCGUAAGACAAGAAUGUUAAAUGGGGUUCACCCAAUUGUGCUUAGUAAAAUUUCUAAGUAGGAGGUCACCCAAAUAAGCGUAGUUUGAUAUAUAAGGGCGGCACACAAUAUAUAGUGGGGUAGACCACUAAAUUAUAUAAGUGGAUUGUACCACUGUAACAAUAAGAACUGGGGUUCACCACUCAGUAGUCAGACUUUUAAGAGUAUGUCUGUAAAAUAUUUAAUAAAGUGUGGGGUCACUUUAAAUAAUAUAUUAUUUGCAAAGGUGAGGGUCACUCACUUGUAGUAAUGGUGUUGAGACACCUGUCAUAAAUUGAUUAGAAAGUGAAUAAAAGGUGGGGGUCACCCACAACAACAUUCAAUGAAUCAAGUGACAAAGAAAAAUGUGGGGGUCACCCACAAGGCUGUCCUUUAUUUAAUAAUGAUAAGAUACAGCAGGUAUUUUCCUGUCAAGAAAAACAAAUAGGUACAAAGAAUAAUUUGGAAAAAGGUGGUAGCCCUUUAAGGGUGCUAUGAGCAACAAGUAAAUAAGAUACUUACCGGAUCCAACGUGAGGUGAAGCGAUCGCACAUAAAUAACAAGGUAAACCGCGGUUUAAGAUGGCCGCCACCAGCAAAAGGGCGGGAGGAAGUGCGUCAGGUAAUUGCAGGCGCGAGAAGGCGGGAUCUGAGAAAGGGCGCGAAAUUGAGCCGCGGACUCCUGGGAAUCAGAAUCGAGAGGAAACCGCGGCCACAAAUGUAAUAAAAUCGCAGAGGCAAACCCCGACGAUUUUUAAAGGGGAACAAUGGAGAUAAAGUUUAAAAACUGUUCAGAGACGUAAAUAAACCAACAUGUUAGGUAUAAUUAUAUGUAGUAAGGGUAUUGUGUACUGAUAAUAAAUUGUGUGAGAAACGAGUGAAAAUGAAUGUUUGAUAAACAAAACAUUACCACAGAAAAUUAUUUGAAAAUGAUAAUAGAGAUAUGGGUGCUAUAAAAUUUAACAAAUUAAUGAGAAAAUUAGUUGAAAUAUUGCAUUAAAGGCAAAAACCAUAAGGCAAUAUAAUUGGAGCAGACUCACCUGGGAGGCAAGCAGCAAAGAAAGAGGACUUGGGAGGAGUUUGAUGACAUCAUAUAAUACUGUUAUACACUCUGAUUGGUUGAAUUGUUUUUACACUAUUGUUAACUAUUUCUUUGCUGCUGGGAGGUUCAGUAAAGAAAGAUAAGCAAAUAUGAAGCCUCCUGUCUUGCCAUAAAAUUCUUCAAUUACAGACUAAAGCUUUAAAAUAAACAGCACUUCUACUCUCAUUCCCCAAUACAUCAGUGUAUUGAAAGUAAAUAUUCAAGUAGUUGUAGUCCCAGCCAUGUCAGCCUGUAUUUUAUAUACUCUUCCCUGAUGGCCUGGACAGAGACCUCCUUUUGGGAUUAAUCCGUAGUUCCUAACAUCUGAAUCAGAAUCCAAAUUGUGUCCCAUUGCUACAUUAGUGAGUCAACAAUGGCACAUUAGAUUUGUCAGGCCCCACACAGCUCAUUGCAGUAGAUAGUUUGCUGUAUGACAAUGCCUACACUAGUGUAAUACAUCCUCAUAUACAUGACUUGGUUUUGGAUCUGUGAGUUAGUCUUCCAAUUGAUCCAUCAUAACUUGUGCUCAUGUAGUGUCCAAAUUUAAUCUCAAUGGUGGUAAAAAAAAAAAGCUUAUAAGCAAAGGGAAAAUGUUCCAAUCCCUGGCAUUAGAUUUUAUUAAUUUUAUCUUUGUUAGACAGUUGUACCAAUGCUUGUUUCAUGUCUGUCUGAUGGGCAAUGCUAAUUUUGCUGUAUUUACAGUGUGAAGUAGAUGGCUGCAGGUUCAAUGCCCAUGAGAAAUUGGUCCAGAUCCACUGGAAAAAUGUAAGUUGACAAUUUUUUUUUUUUUUUUUCAUGUUCACACAAAUUACAUUUUUCUGAAUUGUCUAUUAUUACUAAUUUAACAUAGUAGUCAUUCCAUGGUGCCCACACUUUUUUAAAAUGAAGAGAUGGUAUUAUGGACUAUUGCUGUUAGGUGGACCACAAGGUGGUUUUCCUGUAUUUUGGUCUUUAUCUCGCCAAUCGAUAGACCUGAGCUUCCCAACCAAGCUGCGGCAAGUGUUAUCCUCACAGCUACUUUGUUAAAAAGCUUCUGUUCUUCUCAAAAAAAACCUCAAAGGGGUGAAACAAGAGGAACAGCCAAUGUUCAAAACUAAAUGUCCUCUGAAAGAUUGCUCCCAAUAACUCUCAUACCGCUUUCCGAAAGGGGACCACCGCCAGGCAUGUCCAAGACAUACGGUAGUAAGAUCCCUUCUGACCACACAUCUGCUAAGAAACAUCUGUACCCUUUCGACCCAAAAUAUACAGUUGCACGGAGUCGUGUGCCAUGGACAUAGGAUUUUGUUCCUGGGAUACACAUGCUGAAUCCCCCUUAGCAGCCUCCCAAGAAUCCCCUUCCAAUACCUCCCCUAUAUCCUGUUCCCAUUGGGUCAUGUAACACAGAGUACCCCAAGUUGUGGAUUUGGAACAAAUGUAGUCAUCAAUUAGUGAAAUGAGACCCUUCUGAUAGGAACCCUGUAGACAGAUGGUUUCAUAAAACACAAAUUGAGUUUCGGCAGCUUUUCUAACGGUAUAUUUUUGCGCUAAAUCUCUUAUUUGAAUACAUCUGAAAUGGUUUUUACUAUUCAGGGGAAAUGUGGCCUGUAAAUCCUGAAAGGAGACCACAGAGGAUUCUCUCCAUAGAUGAAUGUUUCACUAAAUUCACAAGAGUCCUUCAGUUCUGCUAGUGCAAUACAUAUGAUAAUUGGAUUCUUUCAUUUAAGAGUGCGUUUUUAUUUGUGGCCAUGUCAGGGAACUUUAAUAAAAUUCAUAGCAUUUACAUUUUCUUAUUUUUAACCUUUUUUCUUUUCUUUGUUUCUCAAAGAUGCAUGGUCCUGGAGCAAAGAAAAUAAAACUUGAUACACCUGAUGAAAUUUCGAAAUGGAGAGAAGAAAGAAGAAAGUAAUUUCCUGAUACCAUAAACAUACCAUAUUUAUACAAUAUCUAUAUCUUGUGCUGUGGGUUUGCAAUCUAAUUAUGAAUAGAACUAUUUAGGAAGCACAUAAUUUGAUUAAAGGUUUAUUGUUUAAUUAUAAUUAUUUCUAGUCUUGCUCACAGCUAUUGCAAAGAUAGAACUAUUGCACAUCCUACAUGAUCUCAGUUUCGCUUUAUUAAUCUAUACUCCAUUAACUAAAUAAUGUCUGUCUAAAGAAACACCCCAUGCUAGAUUUUCUUUGUUUUUGUUUUUUUUAAUGAGAUAUAUAUAUAUAUGUGUGUGUGUGUGUGUGUGUGUGUGUGUGUGUGUGUUUUAAUGAUAAUUAUAAAAGAUCAAUUAAUAUUAAAACUUGGAGCUCUCACACUCUCUCGACUAAUUAAUUAUUUUUGGGUUUGUAGAAACUUUCCAACUCAAGAAAACAUUGCGAGGAAGAAGCAUCUGCAAAAACAGAAGGAAGAGAGAGGAGACGUUUUAAAAACACAGCAGUUUGGGUUUGUAUGAUACUUUUUAUUAUUCUUUUACUUAAAGGACCACUAUAGGCACCCAGACUACUUCAGCUUAAUGAAGUGGUCUGGGUGCCAGGUCCAUCUAGGGUUAACCCUGCAGGUGUAAACAUAGCAAUUUCAGAUAAACUGCUAUGUUUACAUUAGGGUUAAUCCUGUCUCAUUGACUGCCGCUAGAGGCGCUUCUGCGCUUCUCACUGUGAAAAUCACAGUGAGAAGAUGCUGCCGUCCAUAGGAAAGCAUUGAGAAAUGCUUUCCUAUGGACUGAUUGAAUGCGCGCGCGGAUCUUGCUGUGCAUGCGCAUUCGGCGGAUGACGUCGGAAGAGGGAGGAGAGUCCCCAGUGCCAAGGGAGCCUGGCGCUGGAGAACGGUAAGACUUUAACCCCUUCCUCCCCUUUCAGCCCAGCGGGAGAGGGACCCUGAGGGUGGGGGGGACCUGAGGACCCUAUAGAGCCAGUAAAACGAGUUUGUUUUCCUGGCACUAUAAUUUAAACUUUUUUUUUUUUUUUUUUAGUUAUACAAUAUGGUUUGAGAGACUUCAGGUAAAUAGUUCAUUAAAAAUAAAUAGUUUACUCUGCAUUUGUAAUUUAGGGUAUGACUGAUAUUUCUCCCAAUAUGUUUUGUUGGUUUAUGGUUAGAUUUGGUUAGUUCUAUAUACAGUUGGGCUUUGCAUAGUUUCACAUAUUUUAAAUUAUAGACAGACUCUUACAUAAUUUUAAAUCUGCUGUAAAUAACAUAGCAUAGGCAGUUUCCAUCAUGAUACAUGUAAGUAAAUGCUAACUGGGGACUAUAUGUCCUUGUCAUUGGUGGCUAUGGCCAGUGCUAGAUGAUUUCAUCUAGUUGACCCCCAUGCAAGAUCUCAAGCACAGCACUUGCAGUGUAUUUGGGAAACCUAUAUAUGGUAAUGGAUAAUCAUUUGGAAUAAGGAUGGAGUAACUUUUUUUAUUUUCAAAUAUGUUUUUUAAGAAUGUUUAUUACAAUUUAAAGACAAAUUUCUGUGAAUUUUCGAAAAAGAGGAACUUCGUGGGAAGUCUCUCUUUACUAAAAAAUAUAACUACGGAAUUUACUUAAAUGACUACAGAAUUAACUAUAAUUGUGCAAUCCUCACAAGUUAUUUCCUUAUAAAUAAGUGUCAGAAUUGCACCCAGUAAUGUUUUUAUCAGUAAAAUGAAAAUAUAUCUAUCUCCUAAAUACAAAGGGCAAUACUGCUCACAUGAAUGACAUAACGUUUGCCAGAUGAUUCUUCAGGAUCCUUGUCUUAAUGUAGCCAUUAUGUUUAAGUGUAUUUUGUGUGCAGUGUAGUUUAGUUCAUGCCCUGGUAUAAACAGUUCUGUAUUUACUAUAUGUAUUUGGUAAUUUGAUAUCGAAUGGUUUUGUUAAAAGUGCUGCUUCUCUCUUUGUAUAGCUUGCUGUAUUAUUCUUUUCUUCUCUCCCCUAGUAAGAUGAAAGGGAUGUGGAAGGGCCCAGCAGGCGGUUGCAAUGAUGGACAGCAACGGAAACAUAAUAAAAAGCAAAGAAACUUUAGGAAAAAGUUCAAGAGAAAUGAAUCAGCCACACAGCACAUUGAAUCUGCUAACACAAAGCCAAAUAAAAUCAAUGUGCACAAAGAAAGGCAAAACAAGCCAGCUAAUGAGCAGUUUGUGGACCCUCUCAACAUGCUGGCUGGCAGUGACCCUGGUAAGAUCUAAGCUUGAUAUUUUAUUUGAUUUUUUUUUUUUUUUAAACUUUUUGACUCUUUUUAUAAGAGUCAUACAAUGCACAUUAGUUAAGCAUUUCACAAAUGGAAUUCAAGAACAUGCAGUAGGUAUUUCUAGAUAUUUUGAAACUGAUAACGUACCAGUAAUUCUUGUGUUGAUUAUGUAUCAGAUUGGCUCAAUAACAAAAUAACAUAUAAUAUAAAGAACUAAAAUAAAAGCGGAAUUAAAAGAAUGUAUUUACAAAUAACCAGGUGAGUAGUGACACCAUUUAGCUUGAUUUUAUCCUGUGAGAUUAUUCAGCUUGCAUAAAAUGGCUAGCUCUUCCAUUGGCCACUUUGAAUCUUUGGCAGUGACAGGUAAUAAGCGGAACAAUUAUGGAAGCAAAUUUAGAAUCUCUUAUAAUUCCCAGCAAAAAAAAAAACCUUAAUGUUAAAACUUGCAUAAUUUAUGUUCAGCUGUGCAAAAUCAGGAAGAAUAUAUCUUCUUUUAGAGAUGCCAAUUGGCUUUUAACUGGUGUCAGUCUCUUCUUAUGGUUAUACUAGAUGUUGAAAGAAAGGGAAAAAAAAAAGGUUAAAGUAUUGAUAAAACUUGGUUGCCUACAGACUGAGCAGCUCUGUAUUAUUUUGCCUGAUGUAUUUCUGUAUUUUUUUAUUUUUUUUCCCCUAAGUAGAAUCAGACAAAGAAGAAAAGACCGUGAAUACAGGAUUGUGUGUAAUCCCAAAUCAGGUAACCACAGGCCUCAGCAGACUAAUAGCCAGCUAUGGAAGUUCAUCAGACAGUGACGACGACAAGCCUGAAGGUGAGCUCUUGUCUUAUGCUAAAGGUUUUUGGUUUUUGUUUUCUUUUAACAUCCACUGUCUAGGUUUCUGCAUUAAAUGAAGUGUUGUAGUCUUAUUUUGGAUUGGUUUUGUGCAUUAAAUAUGUAUGUGACAUUCCAAAAGUGCUAGCAUGUGCAGUGGUCUGUGUAUUCCAUGCUUGUAGUCUUUACUGCUAUGCUAUUAUCAUAGUCACAAAAGCAAAGGUCACAAUAACAGUUCACAUCUAUGCAAUAUUUCUGCUAGCUCUUUCUACACGUCUUUUCCUUCCUCUUAAAAAGUGACCAUAUUUUGCUUGACUUAUGCACUUUAUAAUUUAAAAAGUAUAUUAUGAUAUAUAUUUAGGAAUAAGUAUAAACUUAUUGACUUCUGAGAUCUCUACUGGGAACGUGUGUCACUUUUUAAAUGCUAUUGCUGAACAAGGAUCAAUGCAGGUGUCCUUAGUGGACACGUUCAGUCUGUAAUCAAAUGCUAAGAAAUAGGUGAUAGUCUGCGUACUCUAACACUAAUACUCUAAAAAGUCCUAAAAACAGAUAAUGUUCCAUUUGCUCAUUUAAUUUCUGCAAAAAGAAAUAAGUGCAUAAACAUUAAAAAUUGAUUUCUAAUGUUUUUGCACUUAAUUUAUUUUUGCAAAAAUUAAGCAACAAAUGAUCACUUGAUGCAAAAAACGUUGACUUUGAUUAAAAAUCAAGUCAGUUAAAUUUCUUUGAUGUGGUAUAAAUCCCCAAGGCUCGAUGCUUCUUGAUUAGUUCUACCAAGAAGUGAGUCGCCUAAUAAUGGUGCUAUGGUAAUUUAUUCUAUAAAUCAUGUGGUUUCUGAAUUGUAUUUUUAUUCUUGGCUUUUUAUAUUGGAAAGCUAACAGCUGAACUUAGAGCUCCAAGAAACGUCUGUUUUACUGCUUUCGAUAAUACAAUAAGUGAUGGCAUCAUAUAUAGCACAACAAGCUGUAACCUAACCUACACAUUGAAACUCAAAUCUGGGUGCUUAAAGUGCCCAUUAAUAUGUGAAAAAUUGAGUAGUGCAUUAUUUAAUAACGUAUUAGAGUGUGAAAAUACAGACUUUUUUUUUUUUAUCUUCUAUCUUCAUACUGCUUUGCUAAUCUUGCUUGUUCGUCUAAUGUAAUCUACAAACCUCCAGACUCCCUCUGCUGGAAAAGUGUGUUCAUGUGUAGGUUGAGAGUUCUGUUUCAUCCAACAUCUUUCCCUGUCGAUAUGUCUGUUUACAUCAACAAUGCUACAGUGAUUUAACAGUCUUACAGGUUUUUUAUUUUAUUUUUUAUUAUUCCAGAAUUCCAAAUAAAGACCGUGGCAAAGGCUUUAGAAGAGAACAAAAUUAUACUUCAGAAAAAUGUCCAAAGUGAAAACACAAUAAAAUUCCCAAAUACACAGAAUGCAGAUUCACAAAACCGCUCACUACAGAACAAAGGGCCUCAGAGUAAAUUUGUACCGCAGAGCAGGGAACAUGGAAAACAGGGAAAGAAGCCCCACAAUGCUCCGAUCAAACAUCGACCUACUCUUCUGGAAAUGGUAAUUAUAUCUUAUACUUCUAAUAUUCACACCUCUCAAGUGUCACUAUUUUGGACCCAAAUCUCUGUGUCUCUUUUUCUGCCAUACUGUCCAGCUUUUCUAUGAGCUCUAUAUUAUUAGUGUGUCUGAGUGUAUAACAGAGCUCCACAGCAAUAAUACUCACAGUAGUGUCUUUUUAUAAAUAUAGGCUCUUUAUGAAAAACUCAAUACGCAUUUCACUGAAACUCCAACCCAGUCUAGAACUCAGUAUUUCUCCUAAAGAAUACAGAAAGUAUUUGUCUUAACCAAUUUGGACCAAUUAUAAAUAUGUGUUUGGUGCAGUGUCUCUCUUUAAUUAUAAAAAUAAGAUGUAUGUUUUAAAGUACCAUUUGCCAUGAAACAGUUUUCAUAUAUUAAACAUUCAAAUUUUUACUAUUUAAAUGGUAUUAAUGUUUAUUUCCCUCCUUUUUAGUUAUUGUCUCAUGACAUACGCCAUGAAAGGAAUGUGAUUCUGCAGUGUGUACGGUAUAUACUCCAAAAUGACUUCUUUGAUGCCCCGCUGGACAUUAAAGCACAUGAAAGCACCACCAAUGGUAUAAGUAAUGGUUUUGUUCCAGAAGGUGGAAGUGUUAAUGCAGAUAAUAGGCUUGAAAUGCAUGGUGCACAGCAGAGUGUUUCAGGUAAUGGAUUGCGUAAAGAGGAGGAUAAUGAGGAUGAAGUCUUUAAUCAUGCCAGCCAGCAAUCAACUAUCGUGGAUGAUGAAAUUUGGGAAACCCCAGCCAGCUAUAUAGACACAGCCGAAGUAUAAAAAUUAUGUACACUUAAAUGGACAGUGAUUUAAGGACCCUGCUUUCUCUAUUGUAAUACACAUAUAUAGUUCUCCAGAACGGAGGAUAGAAUUUAUAGCAAGCAUCUUUUGUAUGCUGAAUAACUUUUGCUGUCAGUCUUUUGUGAGAAACACAAAUGGGACAUUUUUUUUUUUUUCUUUCAUUUACACACAGAAUACUGUACAUUUUCAGCCAUUAUUAAUAAAGUAACCAUUUUGUGUGCUAAAUGUUUUAGUGUAAAUGCAUUGUUGCUUGAUUUCAUCAGUAAAUGGCCACUGCCUUGCUUGGCGCAGGAGCGCUAACAAUUUCCUACAUGUGAACUUCCCGAUGAUCUGCAUUAGUAGUGAAGGCAGGGAGCAGUGGCCAGACGAUCAUUUAAAAACAGUUUGACUCCUUCCAUUGGGGGAGGACAAGGGCACUCCCUGCAGCUAACCACUACACUGAGCUGUUAUGGUGUAUGGAGUGUUCCUGUAAUAUUUCUCACUUUUUUUUUUUUCCAAUUCUGAAAUUAAAAUUAUUUUUAAAAAAACAAAAAAAAACUAAGCUAACUGAAAUUUCCAACUGAACAAAUAAUAUUUUUUUUUUGACCAUUUUUAUUUUUGACUUUGUUGUUUGAGCAGAAGUAGACAUGUAGCAAUACGGUACACAACAGUAGUUUAAAGUCAACAUCCGUAUAAGGAAC